AUGGCGGGCCCGGGCAGCGACGGGGACCUGCGGCGCCUGCUGAAGCUGCACCGCACCGAGAUCGCCAUGGCAGUGGACGAUGUCUUCCCACUGCUGCAUGGCCUGGCUGACCACGAUGUCGUCCCUGACCACAUCUUCAAGGAGACGCUGAGCCGGGCGGAGCGGGAGGGCUCCCACCGCGCUUUUCACGCGCUGCUCACCUGGCUGCUGGGCCGCGACACCGCCGCCCUCCGAGACUUCUGGGCCGUCCUCUUCAAGGACUACAACCUGGAGCGGUACUCCCGGCUCCGGCCUCUCCGCGGCGCCUUCCCCAGAGAGGUGGAGCUGGGGCGGCAGCGCCGUGGAAGGCGUCUCUCCCCGAGCCCCACAGCGCCGGCCCCACACAGACCCCAAGGCAAGAGGAAAGCCCCUGAGGAGCGGGACAAGGCCCGGGCGGCACAGCCCGCUCCACGGCACAGUGCCAGUCCUGGUAUGGAGACCCCUGUAGGGCCCCUGGUGAAGGCAAAGACUGUGAAGAAGCCGGAGGGCACAGAUACCCCCCGCACCUCUCGUGCCAGCGCUCUCCAGGCAGUGGCUGCCUCGGUGCAGAGAGCGGUGGCUGUGGCAGGUGGUGAGGUGCCCGUCAGCCGUGGGGCCAUCGAGGGCAUCCUCAUUAAACACGUGCUGGACCCAAACAGCUCCAAGACGGGCAGCAGAGCUGACAAGCCAUAUACCCCAACUGCCUGUGAGGAGCCAGAGACCAGGAGCAGAAGCCACAGCCUAAAGCCCCCUGCCCAGCCCAAGGCAUGCCCAAGUGAGAACGAGGAUGAGUGUGCAGCAUGCGGCGAUGGUGGUGAGCUCAUCUGCUGUGACGGCUGCCCCAGGGCCUUUCACCUUGCCUGCCUGGUGCCCCCACUGCCCCACGUCCCCAGCGGGACGUGGCGAUGUGGCUCCUGUGUGGAGAACGUGACUGAACCAGGCCAGCUGCUGGAGGCAGACUUGCCUGUGGAGAGACCCCCCGAGAUCCUGGGGGAGGCAGUGCGGGAAACCCAGCAGGGUGGAGUGGAGGGGAGCGUCUGCAGCCGCUGCUGUGCCCGGAUCCCCACUCCCCACCACUGUCCUGCUCCCACUGGGGACUCCAGGGGGCUACAGCUGUGCAUGUCCUGCACGGGCACCCUGGACACAGGAGGUCUGGGCACCACUGCAGCAGCUGGAGACCACCUGCUUCCAGCAGCCAAGGCAGAGGAUGGAGCCCUUGGCAGUGACCCUGUGCUGAGCCGGGAGGAGCUUGAUGCGCUGCUAGGUGAGAGCACGUGGGAUGGGAUCUUGCAGUGGGCAUUCCAGACCAUGGCACGGCCACUGGCAGAAACACAGGGACUCCUUGCCUAGUGCACAAACCAAGCAGCAGAAUCGACAUGGCAAGCAAUGAAAAGGAAGCCUCGGAGACACACUUAAAACAAGAGGAAGAAAGGCAUAAUGACAGCACAAAGAAGUCACAGAAUAAAACACUGAUUGUCAACAGGAAAACCCAAAAUGCCACACAGAGAAGAAAAUGGCAGGACACAUCCACUGACACGGAACACAGAAAAAGCGCACUGAAAAUGUACAUAAACAACAUCCCAGAAAAAUAUAAUAAGGUGAAUUGAAAAUAAUAUAUUAACCAAAGACUCAGGAAAAAAUAUUUCUUCUUAAAAAAAGGAAAAGAAGAAAAAGAUACAAACCUAAGCAAAUGGAUAAGAAAAAGAGAAGUGGAGACAAAUAAAUGAAAUAUCACUAUA
Agelaius phoeniceus (red-winged blackbird) is the source of this 1757-nucleotide messenger RNA. The record is from RefSeq and is a predicted model, not a curated record. NCBI's taxonomy places the organism in Eukaryota, Metazoa, Chordata, Aves, Passeriformes, Icteridae.